AUGGAGCGUGUCCUUCAAGAAAAACGUUGUCGAAAGGAGAAAGAAUUUCAUGAAAAGCAGAUGCAGCAAGAUAGAGAUCUAAAGGAGCGCCAAUUGAGGGAGGAACGGGAGAUGUUGGAAAGGCAGUUGAAAGAAGAAGCUAGAUUUGCUAGCGAACGUAAGAAGCUGCACGAGCAUUUUCAAGAUGCGAAGAAAGCAAUUGCGAAGAGUAUUUCCGAAGAAACAGAAGGUGCUGUUGGAGGGGAGAAGCUGAAGAACGACAACGAAUUAUCGUUCGAUAAGAAGGUCCAGUUCUGGCUGAAGCAGCAGGAUCAAGGUAGAAAUGGAGCGAAAUCCAAACUAUCCUGCUCAAUAGCGGAUAGUGAAGACUACGGUGAAAUCGAAGAGGAUGAUGCACCUGAGGAAAAAGGUAAUUCAGAAUACCCCGCAGGAGAAGAUUUCGGAUGUACUUCCGAAGACCGCGAACUACUCGGAAGAAUCGUGCGGAAUGGGAGGAUGAAUGGGCCGGGGGAAAUUAUACCACCACCGCAAGAUCGGCCACAACGGCAUACAGUGAAAUUAUCCCAGGAACAAUUGGCAGCUCGCCAAGCCGUAUCGAAAAACCUACCUGUCUUCAAGGGUGAGGCAGAGAAGUGGCCAAUGUUCAUAAGUUGCUUUGAAUAUACCACUAAGGCCUGCGGUUUCUCUAACUUAGAUAAUCUGAAACGACUCCAAGAUUGUCUUCAAGGAGAUGCUCUCGAAGCUGUCCGGAGCCGGUUAGUCCUUCCGGAGUCGGUACCGGAUGUCAUCAACGACCUUCGUCGUAUAUUUGGCAGACCAGAGAAACUGCUGAAGACCCUUCUCACGAAAGUGCGGAAUGCACAAGCGCCAAGGGCCGAUCGCUUGGAAACCUUCAUGCAAUUUGGAAUAACAGUGAAGCAGUUGUGCGAUCACUUGGAGGCGGCUAAGCUAGCGGAUCACCUUAAUAACCCAAUGCUUGUCCAGGAAUUGGUGGAGAAACUACCGUCAAAUUACAAAAUGGACUGGGUCCGUUUCAAAAGGAGCAGGAUAGGAUCUCCUUUGAGAAUAUUCACCGAUUUUAUGAACGACAUCGUAGCAGAUGCAUCCGAAGUAUCAGAGUUCUCGACACUCUUUUUGAGUGACACCCGAGAAGCAUCGCACUGCGGGAAAGGGAAACCAAAACGAAAGGAGUAUAUAAACAUUCACCAUUCUUCUUCUGGCCUACCGGCAGUUCCACCCCCCUCGAAGGAAACCAAGCCCUGUCUCGUCUGUAAAAGGUCGGAUCACAAACUACGCUUCUGCGACGAUUUUAAAAAGUUCAGUUUUGCGAACAGAUUAAAGGUCGUGGAGCAACACAAGCUCUGUGCCCUGUGUUUGAACAACCACGGGAAGAGUCGUUGUACCUUCAGGAUUCGCUGCAAUAUCAAUGGAUGUCAAGGUGGUCAUCACCCUCUAUUGCAUCAUGCUGAGGGAUCCAUGCAGCUUAUGGACAUUGCGUGCAACGCGCACGGCGCACUGAGCCGCGGAGUGAUCUUCCGGAUGGUGCCCGUAACUCUAUAUUUCGGAGACCAUGCACUGGAUAUUCUGGAAUUCAUGGAUGAAGGUUUGUCAUCCACUCUGGUUGAAGAUGCCGUAGCUAGAGAGUUGGAUGCCCGAGGGCUCGCGGAACGGUUGGUAGUUACAUGGCCAUGCAAUGUGAAGGGAUUCGAAACUACGUCCAAAAGAGUCAACCUUAUGAUUUCAGCGCGUGAAUCGGAUGAAAAGUUGCCGUUGAAAGACGUUCGCACUGUUGCUGAACUAAAACUCCCAAAACAGAGUCUCCAGUAUACAAAAUUAGCUGACCGAUACCCACAUCUCGACAAUAUUCCCGUAGCGAGCUACGAGAUUGAAGAGCCUAGAAUCAUCCUUGGACUGGAUAACCUAAAUGUGUUUGCUCCACUCGAAUCACGAGUUGGAUCACCUGGCGAGCCGAUCGGUGUUAAAUCCAAGCUAGGGUGGACGGUUUACGGCCCGCAACCGAGCGGAACCGUAGUAUCAGAAGUAAGAGUCAACCUUCACUCGUUGGAACCAAUGACCAACCAGGAGCUACACGACGCCAUGCGUUCUCAGUUUUUGUUGGACGAUCCCUCGGUAGCCUCUGUGGCAGAAUCAAACGAAGAUGCGCGGGCUCGGAACAUAAUGCAGACAACAACAAAGCGAAUUGGAGACCGGUACGAAACCGGAUUACUGUGGCGACGAGAUGAGCAGAGAUUCCCAGAUAGCUACCCAAUGGCUGUCUCACGAUUGAAAGCGUUAGAGAGAAAGCUGGAGCGAGAUCCGGAACUUGGUUCGAAGGUUCAUCAGUUAAUAGCUGAGUACCUGAUAAAAGGCUAUGCGCAUAAAGCUACCGUCGACGAACUGGCAGAUAUGGCGAAGGGAAAUGUCUGGUAUAUUCCUCUGAACGUUGUUAUCAACCCUCGAAAACCAGGGAAGAUUCGUCUCGUGUGGGACGCGAGAGCAUCUGUCAAUGGGAUAUCACUAAACUCGGAGCUCUUAACCGGCCCUGAUCAGCUAGUGCCUUUGCAGACCGUAAUCAGCAAGUUUCGGGAAAGACGCGUGGCGUUUGGCGGGGACAUCCAGGAGAUGUACCACCAGUUCCGUAUAAGAAGGGCAGACAGACAGUUCCAAAUCUUCCUCUUCCGACGAGAUCCGGCCAGCUCUCCUGAAACCUAUGUGAUGGACGUCGGAACAUUUGGGGCGACGUGUUCUCCAUGCUCUGCCCAAUUUAUAAAAAACUUGAAUGCGGCGCAAUUCGAGCAACAAUUUCCGGAAGCAUCAGCAGCAAUAAUCAACAAACACUAUGUUGAUGAUUAUUAUGAUAGUGUAGAUACCGUUGACGAAGCCAUCAAGAUAGCUACCGAUGUGAAAUUGAUCCAUUCUCGUGGAGGAUUUCACAUCAGAAAUUGGGUGUCGAAUACUCCAAAUUUCCUGGAAGCGAUGGGAGAACAGCCGAUAAACUCUACUGUGCGCUUUCAUCAAGACAAGGAAACGUUGACUGAACGCGUCCUUGGAAUAGUCUGGAACCCAGUGGAUGAUGUUCUUUCUUUCUCCACGGCUACACGUCCUGAAUAUCAUUUAAUGCUUCAUGGGGAUUCUGUUCCUUCCAAAAGGAUCGUUUUGAGCUCAGUAAUGUCAAUGUUUGACCCCCUUGGGCUAUUAUCACCAUUCACGGUGUAUGGACGAAUAUUGAUACAAGACUUGUGGAGAACUGGCUGCAGCUGGGACGAGCCCAUCGAUGGUCAGUCGUUCAAAAAAUGUACUCUAUGGACGAAAGUACUUCCGAGUAUCGAGGCCAUUCGCAUACCCCGGAGCUACUUCGGGCAAGCAAGUUCGGCGGACAUUCAAGACCUUCAACUCCACAUCAUUACUGAUGCCAGUAAAGGUGCAUACGGAUGCUCGGCAUAUUUUCGGGCAGUUGUUAACGGAAGGAUACAGUGUGUGUUGGUAUCGAGCCGUGUCAAAGUAGCACCGUUGAAACCAAUGUCUGUGCCACGGUUGGAACUGCAGGCAGCAGUAUUAGGAGCAAGGUUAGUGGUAGCAGUACGAAUUAAUCACACGUUCAACAUAGCGCAACAGGUUUUCUGGACCGACUCUACAACCGUAUUGUCCUGGAUUACCUCCGACGUACGAAGAUACAAGGAGUUCGUUGGAUUACGGAUCGGCGAGAUCCUGACGCUUUCCAAGCUUUGCGAAUGGCGUUGGGUUCCUACCAGGCUGAACGUGGCGGACCAACUAACAAAGUGGACCCGCGAUCCAAAUUUAAAUUCAGACAGCGAGUGGUUCAUAGGGCCUAAAUUUCUCUAUCGAGAGGAGGAAGACUGGCCAAAACAGAAAAGGUAUGAAUCCACGCAGGAAGAAGCAAAAGUACAUCUACUUGCUCAUGAUAUUCAGCUACUCGCACCGAUCAUCGAUGUUCAUCGAUUUUCGAAAUGGACCGUUUUGGUACGAACUAUGGCUACUGUAUUUAGAUUUGUAUCCAACUGUCGUAGAAAGAUAAACGGAUUGUCGAUCGAAGUGCUAAAAGCUACAGAUAGGCAAGCGAAAGCAAUCAAGAAAAACUAUUCGAUAGAACAUUACCCUUUAAAGCAAUUGGAAUACGAGAAGGCGGAACGGAUUCUGAUAAAAGUAGCACAAGCUGAAUCGUUUGGUAACGAGGUGAAGGUAUUGAUGAGGAACGCAAAUGUGUCCGUAGCGGAUAGGCAGCAGAUCGAGAAGUCAAGCUUCCUUUACAAACUGACGCCCCUUAUUGAUGGCGACGGAAUUCUACGGAUGGAAAGUCGCGUGGAACGUGCAGAGUUCCUAUCGUUUGACCUUCGUUUUCCCAUAGUUUUGCCAAAAGAGCACGAGGUUACAAUGAAGAUUGUUCAACACUACCACGAACGAUUUGGUCAUGUAGGGAGACAGUGA
This is a messenger RNA of Armigeres subalbatus, 4446 nucleotides long. RefSeq lists its product as uncharacterized. The record is from RefSeq and is a predicted model, not a curated record. Bases 1 to 4446 code for a protein of 1481 amino acids. The transcript has a single exon. Lineage: Eukaryota; Metazoa; Arthropoda; Insecta; Diptera; Culicidae.